Penicillium taxi is the source of this 2616-nucleotide messenger RNA. RefSeq lists its product as uncharacterized. The record is from RefSeq and is a predicted model, not a curated record. The coding region runs from base 1 to 2616 and encodes 871 amino acids. The transcript is spliced from 8 exons. Gene Ontology annotation, cellular component: kinesin complex. Lineage: Eukaryota; Fungi; Ascomycota; Eurotiomycetes; Eurotiales; Aspergillaceae. Gene Ontology annotation, molecular function: protein binding.
AUGAUCUACGGGUAUAACUCCAAGCUAUCGAGCCACGGAGUCGACAAGAUCCUCAACUACGGACGAGAGCUGAUGGAAGAGAUUAAGAAGAUUUGGAACACGAAAGAUCUCCAGCAAAGACCUCUAAUAUUUAUCGCACAUAGCUUUGGAGGCAUCAUCUUGGCUCAUUGCCUAGUAAAAGCCAUUCAGACGAUGAAAGGAGACCAUCCGGCGAUCGCGUCGCUAUAUCAGGCCACUUACUGCAUGAUCCUCUUCGCCAUCCCACAUAAAGGAUUAGUGAUAGACGAUAUCCAGCAGAUGCUAAUAGAGAAUAAAAACCAUCCGCGAGGUCAUCUACUACAACAAAUUUCUAUUAAAUCGGACCUACUGAUCCACCAGCUAGCUGAUUUCAAGAAUCUGAUCCGAGACCGUAAGGUGGUCAGCUUCUAUGAGACGGAGCAGACUAGGCGGCUAGAAUUAUUAGCACAGACUCAGCGCUUCUCCAGCUGCCCGGUGCCGCUACAUGCAGAUCACUCAAUGUUGGUCAAAUUUGACACGCGCAACGCGGCUGGGUAUCAAACGGCGCUCAACAAGCUACAGCAGUUCUUAAAGGACGCGCCAUUAGUGGUUGCAGCGCGAUUUAUGCAGACGUGUACGAAGCCCCAGCCGUGCUCCACGGUGCCUUUUAAGAAGGACCCGAUGUUUAUAGGCCGCGAAGCUGUUAUCAGUGCGAUUAAGAACAGACAUAAAGCUAUUGGCCAGAGUCAUGAGCGGGUAGCAUUAGUAGGGUUAGCCGGUGUUAGAAAAACCCAGACAGCUAUUGAGUAUUCUUAUCGCGUGCGAGAAUCAACUCCGGACAUAUGGGUUUUUUGGAUCCACGCUAGUAAUGCGGCGCGAUUAGAACAGGGCUACCAGCAGAUUGCCGUAGUCGCGGAGAUUCCGGGACGGGACGAUCUAAAGACGAACAUCUUCCAGCUCGUAUAUCAGUGGUUAUGUGACACACGUAAUGGGCGCUGGAUAAUGGUGCUAGAUAAUGCGGAUGAUAAUAGUAUCUUUUUUAGUAGUAACACAUGCGACGAACGAGGGCGGCUAGUGAGAUUUCUACCCCGGGUUACCCAUGGAUCUCUGCUGAUCACAUCGCGAAAUACUCUUACAGCACGGAAUUUGGUAGGGAGCGAUGGUGAUGUGAUUGAGGUUCAGCCAAUGAACGAGGAAGAGUCCCUUGCCCUAUUACGGGCAAGGAUUCCGACCCCCCAACCUGGAGGGUCUAUAGAGGAUGAGAAGGCACUAGUAGAGGCACUAGAAUAUAUUCCGCUAGCAAUAACUCAAGCGGGGUCCUAUAUUGCUAACCAGUUACCCCUUCUUACCAUCUCCUCUUACCUCCAACUUUUCCAUGAAAGCGAGUCGAAGCAGACUCGCCUUCUACAGAAUGAGGAUUCCGCGGAUCUCCGCCGCGAUUCUAGCAUUCGAUAUAUGGUAAUUACAACUUGGCAGCUAUCGUUUGAACAAAUCCUUAUAGAUCACCCAGAAGCGACAGAUCUCCUAUCAUUAUUGAGUAUGUUUGAUCGGCAGGGAAUCCCCGAAGAUCUAGUGCGCGACUCUUAUGAAGAUAUCCUGGACUUUCACGAUGCACUAGCACCGCUGCUUAGCUAUUUUUUGAUCAGACUGCAAGUGAAUGAACGGUCAUUUGAUAUGCACCGCCUAGUGCAAUUAUCGACAUGCACCAGCAGCUCCAAGCCUGGCAAGCCUGUUCACGACGUAUUAUGGCACGCAUGUUUCCAAGUGGCGAAUACGAAAGCUGGACACAAUUUCGAUUACUCCUCGUGCAUGCUUAAAGGUGUGCUGAACUCUAUAUACGAGGAAGAUUUUGAAGAUAAAAUAAAUGUCGCCAAGCUCUCUUUCAAUUGUGGUGUGCUUCUAUAUCAUGAAAGAGCUUAUGACGAGGCAGAAGCGAUGCAUCGACAGGCGUUAGAAGCAAAAGGAAAAGUGAUUGGAUAUAACUAUCCCUCCACGCUCGGCAGUGCCAGUACCCUUGGCUAUGUGCUUUCCAAGCAAGGGAAAUAUGAAGAAGCAGAAGCGAUGAAUCGGCGGGCUUUGGAAGCAAACGAGAAGGCACUUGGACACAAUCAUCCCUCUACGCUCAUCAGUGUCAAUAGCCUUGGCCUAGUGCUUUAUCACCAAGGAAAAAACGAAGAAGCAGAAGCAAUGCAUCGACGGGCGUUAGAAGCAGCCGAGAAGGUCCUUGGACGCGAGCAUCUUGACACGCUCACCCAUGUUUAUAACCUUGCAUUAGUGCUUAAUAGUCAAGGCAAAUAUGAAGAGGCGGAAACGAUGUAUCGACGGGCGCUGGAAGCAAGUGAAAAGGCACUUGGACACAACCAUCCUACUACGCUCAGUAGUAUUAGUGACCUUGGUUCAGUGCUCUUUAAGCAUGGUAAAUAUCAAGAGGCGGAAGCGAUGCAUCGACAGACGUUAAAAGCACGAGAAAAGGUGCUUGGACGUGACCAUCCAAACACACUCACUAGUGUUAAUGAGCUUGGCAAAGUUCUUGAAAGCCAAGGGAAAUAUGAAGAGGCGGAAACGAUGUAUCGGCGGGCGUUGAAAGCAAGAGAGAAGGGACGAAAGGCGAGCAACUAA